Messenger RNA from Drosophila kikkawai, 869 nucleotides. RefSeq lists its product as uncharacterized. Lineage: Eukaryota; Metazoa; Arthropoda; Insecta; Diptera; Drosophilidae. The record is from RefSeq and is a predicted model, not a curated record.
UAAGAUGACCGGCCACAUGGGAUCCUUGCUGUUGAUGCCUUUAAUGCUAGUAGUAAGUUUUGCAUCUUCACCAACCACGAAGGUGCCUUACAUAUCUCCGUACUGGAAGUUUGUAAAUGGACUUCAGUUGGUGAAAUGCCCCAAUAUAGUCGAGACCAUGACUAAUGUGAAUAUAAACAGGCUCUUGGGUGUUUGGUUCGCCUAUGCCACAACUCCUUUACAUAUGUCCGCUUAUCGGCGGCGUUGUGCUUCCUAUAAUGUGCAAAAUAAUCCCAAUUUCAGCUCCAAAAUCCUUUAUACGGACUACAAAGCUCUUACGAUAACCUAUUCCUGCGAUUUAGACCCUGAGACCAACUUGCAUGAAGUUAAAGUGCGAGUUUUAACCCGGACGAGAACCCCACAAGAUAAAACCAUUCUGAAGGCUAUUUUCUAUCUGAAGACAAUUGACUUUCCCUGGGAAAGGCUAGAGAUUCUGAAAUCGGAGGCCUACUGUUUCGAAUGGUACAUAUUGAAGUACCAUCAGAGGCCGAGACCGGGUAAUUAUAGGGUACCCAUGAACAGUUUUUUCGAGCAUUGAUGACAGCUCGAAUUAAUUGCAUAACUAUCGCUAAUUAUUACAACAUAAUCAACGGGCGAGGGAUGGAGCAGAGAGGAAAUCGUAUAACUUAAUUAGUUGAGACGGGGGCCUGGCCAAAAUCAAUUACGAGCGAAAGUUCGACACUCGACUGAUUGGACCCAGCCGUCUCAAGGAGCCCAAUUGUCCUGAUUCCCGUGUCCUUGUUCCCGAAAACCCAUACACACAAUGGCACUUUGCGAAAAUGUGGUUUGUUUUUACUUAAAUAAACAGAAUUACAUUUUAUGAAGUAUAA